AUGGCCAAGUAUGGCAAGUAUGGCAGCGAGGGGGUAGGCGGGGGAGAGCUGCCGGUACUCAUACCCAGCUGCUCCGUGAAAGGCAACUGGACGCACCCGGACGGCAGCAACCACCUGCAGGUCACCCCAGUUCCCGCCAUAAACACAGCUGUCAAAACGGCUUUCCACGUGAAGCAGUUCCGAAACGGCUUGUACCGCAAGGGACGGGGGAAGACCUGGGACCCCAGGACGCUGACGGUGGUGAUGCGAGGGUGGAAGACCCCAGAAGCGUCCCAUCAGACCCCAGAAGCGUCCCAUCAGACCCCAGAAGCAUCCCAUCAGACCCCAGAAGCGUCCCAUCAGACCCCACGACGUGCCAGAGGGGCCAACACGCCCCACGAACCACACCGCCUCUGGCCAUGGCACUCCACUAACGACCCGUCAACAGCCAACUGCAGGCCAGAGAAGGACAGUGCCAAUGGGCCUGAGAGGAACGACAGUGCCAAUGGGCCAGAGAGGAACGACAGUGCCAACGGGCCAGAGAGGAACGACAGUGCCAACGGACCAGAGAGGAACGACAGUGCCAACGGACCAGAGAGGAACGACAGUGCCAACGGACCAGAGAGGAACGACAGUGCCAACGGACCAGAGAGGAACGACAGUGCCAACGGACCAGAGAGGAACGACAGUGCCAACGGACCAGAGAGGAACGACAGUGCCAACGGACCAGAGAGGAACGACAGUGCCAACGGACCAGAGAGGAACGACAGUGCCAACGGACCAGAGAGGAACGACAGUGCCAACGGACCAGAGAGGAACGACAGUGCCAACGGACCAGAGAGGAACGACAGUGCCAACGGACCAGAGAGGAACGACAACGGACCAGAGAGGAACGACAGUGCCAACGGACCAGAGAGGAACGACAGUGCCAACGGACCAGAGAGGAACGACAACGGACCAGAGAGGAACGACAGUGCCAACGGACCAGAGAGGAACGACAACGGACCAGAGAGGAACGACAGUGCCAACGGACCAGAGAGGAACGACAGUGCCAACGGACCAGAGAGGAACGACAACGGACCAGAGAGGAACGACAGUGCCAACGGACCAGAGAGGAACGACAGUGCCAACGGACCAGAGAGGAAUGACAGUGCCAACGGACCAGAGAGGAACGGCAGAGCCAACGGACCAGAGAGGAACGACAACGGACCAGAGAGGAACGACAGAGCCAACGGACCAGAGAGGAACGACAGUGCCAACGGACCAGAGAGGAACGACAACGGACCAGAGAGGAACGACAACGGACCAGAGAGGAACGACAACGGACCAGAGAGGAACGACAGAGCCAACGGACCAGAGAGGAACGACAACGGACCAGAGAGGAACGACAGAGCCAACGGACCAGAGAGGAACGACAGAGCCAACGGACCAGAGAGGAACGACAACGGACCAGAGAGGAACGACAACGGACCAGAGAGGAACGACAACGGACCAGAGAGGAACGACAACGGACCAGAGAGGAACGACAGAGCCAACGGGCCAGAGAGGAACGACAGUGCCAACGGGAAAGAGAGGAACGACAGAGCCAACGGACCAGAGAGGAACGACAGUGCCAACGGACCAGAGAGGAACGACAUUGCCAACGGACCAGAGAGGAACGACAGAGCCAACGGACCAGAGAGGAACGACAGAGCCAACGGACCAGAGAGGAACGACAGUGCCAACGGACCAGAGAGGAACGACAGUGCCAACGGACCAGAGAGGAACGACAGAGCCAACGGACCAGAGAGGAACGACAGUGCCAACGGACCAGAGAGGAACGACAACGGACCAGAGAGGAACGACAGUGCCAACGGACCAGAGAGGAACGACAGAGCCAACGGACCAGAGAGGAACGACAGUGCCAACGGACCAGAGAGGAACGACAGUGACAACGGACCAGAGAGGAACGACAACGGACCAGAGAGGAACGACAGUGCCAACGGGCCAGAGAGGAACGACAACGGACCAGAGAGGAACGACAGUGCCAACGGGCCAGAGAGGAACGACAACGGACCAGAGAGGAACGACAGAGCCAACGGACCAGAGAGGAACGACAGUGCCAACGGACCAGAGAGGAACGACAGUGCCAACGGACCAGAGAGGAACGACAGUGCCAACGGACCAGAGAGGAACGACAGAGCCAACGGACCAGAGAGGAACGACAGUGCCAACGGACCAGAGAGGAACGACAGUGACAACGGACCAGAGAGGAACGACAGAGCCAACGGACCAGAGAGGAACGACAGUGCCAACGGACCAGAGAGGAACGACAGAGCCAACGGACCAGAGAGGAACGACAGUGCCAACGGACCAGAGAGGAACGACAGUGCCAACGGACCAGAGAAGGACAGUGCCAACGGGCCAGAGAGGAACGACAGUGCCAACGGACCAGAGAAGGACAGUGCCAACGGGCCAGAGAAGGACAGUGCCAACGGGCCAGAGAAGAACGGCAGUGCCAACGGGCCAGAGAAGGACAGUGCCAAUGGGCCAGAGAAGAACGGCAGUGUCAACGGGUCAGAGAAGAACGGCAGUGCCAAUGGUCCAGAGAAGGACAGUGCCAACGGGUCAGAGAAGAACGGCAGUGCCAAUGGUCCAGAGAAGGACAGUGCCAACGGUUCAGAGAAGAACGGCAGUGCCAACGGGCCAGAGAGGAACGACAGUGCCAACGGACCAGUCCGGAGCGACAGUGCCAACGGACCAAUCCGGAGCGACAGUACCAAUAGUCCAGUGCGGAGCAACUAUGCCAACAUCCCUGACCGGAACGUCAUCGGACCAAUUUGGGACGUCAGUAAAAAUGGCCGAGGCCGGAGCGUCAGUGCCCACGGACCAGUUUGGAGUGCCAGUGCCAAUGGCCCAGGCCAGAGCGACAGCGCCAAGGGGCGAGUUGGAAGUGACAGUGACAGCUGGCCAAUUCCGAACGUCAGUGCCACCGGCCCAGGCCGGAGCGCCAGUGCCACCGACCCAGGCCGGAGCGCCAGUGCCACCGACCCAGGCCGGAGCGCCAGUGCCACCGACCCAGGCCGGAGCGCCAGUGCCACCGACCCAGGCCGGAGCGCCACUGCCACCGGCCGAGGCCGGAGCGCCAGUGCCACCGGCCGAGGCCGGAGCGCCAGUGCCACCGGCCGAGGCCGGACCGUCAGUGCCAACGGCCGACGCCACAGUUUCGGAGGAUCAAAUCGGAGGACAGAAAGAGACCACGGCCCAGCCCGGAGCGAAAGUCGAGACCUCGGAGGACGUCGAUAA
Molecule: messenger RNA, 3264 nt
Organism: Procambarus clarkii (red swamp crayfish)
Lineage: Eukaryota; Metazoa; Arthropoda; Malacostraca; Decapoda; Cambaridae
Source: RefSeq, a predicted model, not a curated record